AUGUCGAUACAGACCGACCAUGAGGGUGGGGCCAGAUCUAGGGCUACUAAAGUGGCCACCGCGCAAACCAACCAAAGGAAACGUGCGGCGGGGAAGAAGGCUGAGGUUGGAACGAAGAAGUCCGGGAAGAAGGCGGAGGACAAGGGGAAGCAACCAACGGCACGCAAGCGUGUUUCGGCCGUGAAGAGCGAUGCGGGUGUUGCCACUGCUGCCCUCAAGCCCGGUCCUUCCGACGACGGCACCAUCGGCGGGAACGAAGACCCUGGGCGUGGCGGCGUGAGUGUUGCCGUCCGGCCGGGGGACAGAGAGGGCUUGGCGACUGGAGGAAAGCACGGCGAGGCUCCCGGCGACGACCAGGCCGCAACUGUGGUGUCCGUGGCAGAGGCAUCACAGCAGCAUAUGACGCUGCUCCCCCCGGCCGUGGUCGAAGUAUCUGCUGCAGUGAUAGAUAAGGAGAAGAAUGCUGCGCACGAUUGCACGGAGGAGCCGAAACACGACAUUGCCGACGUCGGUGGAUCUCCUCCCUCUGGGGGACGCGGGAGGCGUAGGCAGAGGAAGAGCGAUGGGGAGGAGGAGUAUGACACCCCCGUGGCCGAGGACAUCCCCAUACGCGCAAAGAGGAGGCAGACGACAGCCAGCGGUGACGACGCCGGUGGUGCUGAAGUUGGGACAACGCGAGGCACCACGGAGCCAAGUGGCUUGGCGACAGAUCAUGCAUUGCGGCAAAAGGGCCGACCCGGUCCGCGGAAACCAUCUAGCGGACGGGGGGGCAAGCAAGCCUCGAGGGGGAAGAGGCCGAAGCGCGGCAAAGAAGGCCCUGGUGAAGCGGAUGUUGAGGACGAGGGGGAUGGGGAGGAGGAGGCCGAGGAGGAUGCGGAGGAGGAGGACGAGGAUGCAGGGGAGGAAGAAAAGGACGAGGAUGAGCAAGAGGACGACGAUGAUGAGGAGGAGGAGGAGGAUGAGGAUGGCGACGAGGGGAAGGAGAAGGAGGACGAUGAGGAUGAGGAUGAGGACGAGGAGGAGGACGAUGAGGGGGAUGACGAGCCUGAGGAGGAAAAGAGUGAGGAGGAGGAGGAGGAGGAGGAGGAGGAGGAGGAGGAUGAGGAGGAGGAGGAGGAGGAGGAGGAGGAGGAGGAGGAGGAGGAGGAGGAGGAGGAAGAGGAGGAGGAUGAUGGUGAGGAGGAGGAUGAGGAGGAGGAGGACGACGUGGAGGAAGAGGAGGUGGAGGAAGGGGCGGAUGAGGAAGAGGAGGAGGAGGAGGAGCCGGCAGGGAAAGGACGGGGCGCGCGAGGCAGACGGGGGAGUGGCACAGGGAAGCGUGAUAGUGUGAGGGCACACGGGGCUGCUGCUGAAGACGUUGAUCCCCUUGGCCAGAGAGGGGUUUCUACACACCCUUUUCCGGAUGUCAUGGAUGCGCUGGGCGAAGGUGCAGAGCAUGGGCAGUUUGUUACACGAGACGAGUUCCAGCAGCUACGGUCUGAGAUGUACGCCAUGUUUGCUCAGCUCGGCCUGCGUCGUGGAGCAACUGCCAGCUAUGCCGGGGGGACUGCAGUGGUGCCUAUGGCUGGUACCCCGCCGCCGAUGAGUGCCGUGGACAGGGCACGUGUGCUUGUGCUUCGGGAGACCAACCCAUUCCCGAGCAAAGCCUACUUAGUGUGCUCUCAGCUCCUGUUUCUGAACCCCCCGGAGAAAAUUCAGUAUUACCCUGCACCGGAGGAAGUGUUCGAGGCCUUCGCUGUCCACUUGUCUGCCGAGGGGCUAGAGUCAAUGAAGCUGCUGUGGUUGCACAACGACAAGUCAACCAUGGGUGUUUUCAACCACCAGAUGUCAUCAACCAGGUCAACAAUCAACACCACCCUCAGGCCAGCAACGUACGCCGGCAUGGGUCUCUCCGAUUACGCCAAUGCGGUGGAUUGCCUGCCCACUGAGCUACACCCAAAGAAGUGGUUCAACGACGAGCAACUCCUGGCGGAGUACAGAGAUGAACAGUGGGCCCUCAACUGGCACUUUGACAAGGCCACCGGAACACCCUUCAGCAACCCCUUGUUUGCUUAUGCGUUCAAGCUCUCCUUCAAGAGGAGCGGGGUCGUGUUCACCAAGUUCAAGAGCCGCAUGGUGGCAUGGGGCCUGUUUUCGCUGGAGCAUAUACCCGUUACCCCCCCUCAUACACCAUCCACCCAACCCUACACCACAUUGCAGAUCGAGUGGCCCCUUCUGCAGGACAAGCGCCGCAAGCGAAUUCCGGCCCAGCCGGAACAAAACAGGCCGGACUACUUCGAAUGGUGUGACAAGGUCAAACAGAUGAUACACUUUGCCGUCGUGGAGCGACGCAUCCCACACGAUCCGGCUCAGGGUGCGUUCGUCUUCCCGAACAAGUUCCUCAUCGACGAUGGCGACCUUGGAGAUGUUGUUCUUGCCCACCGGGCGCUUGCAGGGCCCACCAUUGAGUAG
Messenger RNA from Closterium sp. Yama58-4, 2451 nucleotides. Lineage: Eukaryota; Viridiplantae; Streptophyta; Zygnematophyceae; Desmidiales; Closteriaceae. The record is from the annotation of a GenBank genome assembly.